GAGAGGAAACGGCCAACAAGCUGGCUACUAGUGAUAAACUGUCCUCGUUCUUCGGGGCAAUGGACGAGGAGGAGGAGGAGGAAGUCACCGAUCUGAAGCUGCAAUUGUUCCAUAAUACAGUACGCGAGCACAUUAUAUUCCUACUGUUGAUCAUCUUGUUGUAUCUCAGCUCGUAUGUGGUUGUAUCUCGUUUUCGGCGACGCGAUCGCGACGAUCUCUAUUCGAAUGACGAGGACGAGGUGCUGGUCUAUCGCAUAAGCUUCUGGCUCUGCACUUUCACACUGGCGGUGGCUGAAGGGGCUGCCAUGCUGCUGCCAGUGUCCAUUGCCAGCAAUGAGGUGCUGCUGCUCUAUCCGAACAGCUACUAUGUCAAGUGGCUGAAUAGUUCCCUCAUCCAGGGUCUGUGGAACCAUGUGUUUCUGUUCUCCAAUCUGUCGCUGUUUAUCUUCCUGCCCUUCGUUUACUUGUUCUCCGAAUCGACAGGAUUUGUUGGACACAAAAAGGGCAUCCUGCCGCGCGUCUACGAGACCUUUACAGUAUUUAUGCUUAUGGCCGUUAUUGUUCUUGUACUAACAGCAGUUCUAAGUGCAGUCUUUGGCAUUGAAAAGUUGCAAUUCUUUUGGUUUCUAAAUUUGGGCAGUGUUCACCUUCCGUUCCUUUAUUCGUGUGUCUCUUUUUUGGGCGUCAUGCUAAUGCUGAUCUGCACCCCUUAUGGCUUUGUGCGUCUGUUUGGCGUUGUCAACCAGGUGCUGGUCCGUCCCAUGCUGCUGCGGGACGUGAACGAGGAAUUCAGCGCCUUCUACAUGGAGGAGGCGAGUGUCAAGCGGAAGCUGGCCCACCUCGAACUCCAGAACGUCAGCAUCGCGGACAUGGCCAAUGGCGGUCGCGUGGGAAACGGCCUGGGACGCAGUCGACCAUUUCAGCCGGUGCCCCUGCUGGAGCAGUCGCAGGCACAUCUCUACCAGCGGAAGGCGAUGCCCAGCGACAUGGGCGAGCAGCAGUUGCUGCUGAACGAAAGACUGAGGCAACUGGACAGCGAGCGCAAGGAGCUAGACAAGCUGCGGAAGUCGAGCACUUUCCAGCGUACCUUCGUUUACCCGCUGGCCAUGUUGCUGUUGCUCUUCUUCACGGGAGUAACUAUUCUCCUUGUUGUGCAGAACACUCUGGAGCUGCUGAUUGGCAUUAAGGCUCUGCCUCUAAGCACGAGGCAACUCACGCUGGGCAUCUCAUCACUGUCGAAGCUAGGACCCUUUGGCGCUGGAUUGGAGGUGUGUCUCAUCUUCUACCUGGGCGCCACCUCGGUUGUGGGCUUCUACAGCAUGCCCUUCAUGCGGAAUGUUCGGCCGAAAAGGCGGGAGACUUCGUUGCCCCAACUGAUGCUCAAUUGCGGUUUUAUGCUGGUCCUGUCCUCCGCUCUGCCGCUUCUCAGCAGGAUCAUAGGCAUUACAAACUUUGACUUGCUGGGUGACUUUGGAGCCAUUGAGUGGCUGGGAAACUUCCAGAUUGUCCUUCUAUACAAUUUGGUCUUCGGCACCACCACGGCCCUGUGCCUGGCCAACAAGUUUACGGCGACGGUGCGGCGGGAGCUGCGAGCCCGGUUAGUGGAGAACUAUGUGCUCUUUACUAACUACAUGAGCUUCAUCAACUGAUAUUUGUGCAAGCGUCGCGACAACGCGUCUCUCGUCAGGCCCAAUCAGUGCGCCCACCACCUGACCAGACGCCUUGUCGAGUCGCCGCUGCAGAGCCUGACUAGUUUAUAUGCCAAUUAUCGCAACCUUAGUCGUAAGAGCAGUCGCAAUACCACCGCUAGUCGCAAGGCAAACGAAAUGAACUGUUGAGAAAUAACUGAAAUAUUGGAACGGGCAGCUAAAACAAUAUAAUAUACCUUUACAUAUGUUAUAUGAUCACGAGUAGUUGUGCAGAACUGAUACUGAUAUUUAAAUGUUGCGGUAUUAACUGUUGUGCUUAAUUGUUUCACUUUAAAGAAGAGUAUACAUUAUCCCGAUAUAUAUAUGUAUCCCAAGAUAUAGGCAUUCACAGAAUUCUCGCAGUUAGUUAUUGUGUAAAUAGCGAAGUGAAAGUUCAGUCGCAGUCAACGUUUGCCGUGUAGACCUAGGUCCUAGCCUAUAUUAUUUGUAUUUUAGUCUCUUUUCGUUCAGAGUCUAGUUCUUAAUUCCAUUUCAUACAUAUGUGUAUUUGUGAGUUAUUUAUUUAAGAUUUUAACAAUGUUCCUUAAGAGUAGCGCACCGACUGAGGCGCCUUCAUUUCAUUUUACCACAACUCUAUAACACAAUAUUCACGAAAUCACACACUUACAAGCGUCUAAUACAUAUGUGAUAAAAUAUAAUAAACAAAGCAUUUUACUAACUCAUCGAAA
Molecule: messenger RNA, 2377 nt
Organism: Drosophila ananassae
Lineage: Eukaryota; Metazoa; Arthropoda; Insecta; Diptera; Drosophilidae
Gene: lili
Product: protein Lilipod
Exons: 8
Coding region: 60-1649 (529 amino acids)
Biological process (GO): signal transduction
Molecular function (GO): transmembrane signaling receptor activity
Source: RefSeq, a predicted model, not a curated record